Messenger RNA from Prunus mume (Japanese apricot), 1340 nucleotides. Its product is annotated as cinnamoyl-CoA reductase 1-like. Gene Ontology annotation, molecular function: oxidoreductase activity, acting on the CH-OH group of donors, NAD or NADP as acceptor. The record is from RefSeq and is a predicted model, not a curated record. Lineage: Eukaryota; Viridiplantae; Streptophyta; Magnoliopsida; Rosales; Rosaceae.
CACAAACUUCAAACUCUCUCUCUGUCUCUAUUUUGAUCUCUUCCACGCCCACCACCCAAAAGAGAAACAAAAAAAAUUCAUUACCCUAAAACCAAGCUAAGUAUUAAGAUGCCUGCCGAUAGCUCUUCAGUUUCAGGCCAUGGCCAAACUGUUUGUGUCACCGGAGCUGGAGGCUUCAUUGGUUCCUGGAUUGUCAAACUGUUGCUAGAAGCAGGCUACAUUGUUAGGGGAACCUUGAGAAACCCAGAUGACCCAAAGAAUGCUCAUUUGAGGGAGCUGGAAGGAGCUCAAGAUAGGUUGACUUUACGUAAAGCUGAUCUUCUUGACUUUAAGAGCCUUAAAGAAGCCAUCAACGGCUGUGAUGGCGUUUUUCACACAGCAUCACCGAUUACGGAUGACCCAGAACAAAUAAUGGAGCCUGCGGUGAAUGGAACCAAAAAUGUGAUUGUUGCGGCGGGAGAAGCCAAGGUUAAAAGGGUUGUGUUCACGUCGUCAAUUGGUACAGUGUACAUGAACCCCACCAGGAGCCUUGAUGUGGUGGUCGAUGAGUCAUGUUGGAGCGACCUUGAAUAUUGCAAGAACACCAAGAACUGGUACUGCUAUGCGAAAACAGUGGCAGAGCAGACAGCUUGGGAAGAGGCCAAGGAGAAAGGGGUGGAUUUGGUGGUGGUGAACCCAGUUUUGGUACUCGGACCACCUCUCCAACCAACCGUCAACGCCAGCAUCAUCCACAUCCUCAAGUACCUCACAGGCUCAGCCAAGACUUAUGCCAAUGCUGUGCAGGCCUAUGUGCAUGUUAGGGACGUGGCUCUGGCCCACAUUCUGGUGUAUGAAACUCCAUCUGCCUCGGGAAGGUACCUUUGUGGUGAGAGUGUGCUUCACCGUGGAGACGUGGUAGAAAUCCUAGCCAAGUCCUUCCCAGAAUACCCAAUUCCCACCAAGUGCUCGGAUGAAGUCAAACCAAGAGUAAAACCAUACAAGUUGACAACCCAUAAGCUACAAGACUUGGGCGUGGAGUUCACUCCGGUGAAACAGUGCCUAUAUGAAACUGUCAAGAGCUUGCAGGAGAAGGGCCACCUUCCUGUGCCUAAACCACAAGAAGUUCCACUAAAAUUCAAUCUUAAAUCUUUAUCUUUAGUGCGGAAAUAAACGUUGCAAUGGUAUUUUAAUAUUAGAUGACAAGUUUGUAAGAAUAUUUUAUGUAUUGUGGCCCACAUGAAGUGACCCAUGUCAAUUUUGUAAGAAUAUUUGCAAUGCGUGACCUAUGUAUUUGUGGCGGAGAUAAACGUUGCAAUGGUAUUUUAAUAUUAGAUGACAAGUUUGUAAGAUUAUUUCAUAAA